GUAGCCAGUGUGCGCAUGUCACUUCGCACGGACGAUCUCUUUCUGUCGUGGCAUCUGGAGGUGAGUGGUUGUCGUGGUUUAUACACGGAAAGAUAAUCCAACGUUUUGCGAGUGUCGAAAAUUGCAUCGGUCCUCAGGUAUAAUCCAAAGAGUAUCGCAGAAAUUUCAUCAUGGGUAAAGAGAAGGUUCAUAUCAACAUUGUAGUCAUUGGACACGUAGAUUCUGGCAAAUCUACGACCACUGGACAUUUGAUCUACAAAUGCGGUGGUAUCGACAAACGUACCAUUGAAAAGUUCGAGAAGGAAGCCCAGGAAAUGGGUAAGGGUUCCUUCAAAUAUGCUUGGGUAUUAGACAAAUUGAAAGCCGAACGUGAACGUGGUAUUACGAUUGACAUUGCUCUUUGGAAAUUUGAAACUUCAAAAUACUACGUCACAAUUAUUGACGCACCUGGACACAGAGAUUUCAUCAAGAACAUGAUCACCGGUACCUCGCAAGCUGAUUGCGCAGUGCUGAUCGUAGCCGCUGGUACAGGAGAAUUUGAAGCUGGUAUUUCUAAAAAUGGACAAACACGUGAACAUGCUUUGCUCGCUUUUACUCUUGGUGUAAAGCAGCUUAUCGUUGGUGUUAACAAAAUGGACUCUACCGAGCCUCCUUAUUCCGAGACUCGAUUCGAAGAAAUUAAGAAGGAGGUCUCUUCGUACAUUAAAAAAAUUGGUUACAAUCCUGCAACUGUUGCAUUUGUACCAAUCUCUGGUUGGCAUGGGGACAACAUGUUGGAGGCCUCUAGCAAGAUGCCAUGGUUCAAGGGAUGGGUAGUAGAACGUAAAGAAGGCAAGGCAGAAGGUAAAUGCCUUAUCGAAGCUCUUGAUGCCAUCCUUCCACCUACCAGACCUACGGACAAGGCACUCCGUCUUCCACUUCAGGAUGUGUACAAGAUUGGUGGUAUCGGAACGGUACCGGUUGGUCGUGUUGAAACCGGUGUAUUGAAACCGGGUAUGGUUGUUACAUUUGCUCCAGCGGGUCUUACCACUGAAGUUAAAUCAGUCGAAAUGCAUCACGAAGCUUUACCAGAGGCUGUACCUGGUGACAAUGUUGGUUUUAACGUAAAGAACGUAUCGGUCAAGGAAUUGCGUCGUGGUUUCGUUGCUGGAGAUUCUAAAAAUAAUCCACCAAAAGGAGCAGCUGAUUUUACCGCUCAGGUCAUCGUACUGAAUCAUCCAGGACAAAUCAGUAACGGUUAUACGCCGGUAUUGGAUUGCCAUACCGCUCACAUUGCAUGCAAGUUCGCCGAGAUAAAAGAAAAAUGCGAUCGUCGUACCGGCAAGACCACCGAAGAAAAUCCAAAAUCUAUAAAAUCGGGAGACGCCGCUAUUGUGACUCUUGUGCCGAGCAAGCCAAUGUGCGUAGAGGCAUUCCAGGAGUUCCCUCCGCUUGGACGUUUCGCUGUCCGUGACAUGCGUCAAACGGUUGCGGUCGGUGUUAUCAAGGGUGUCACUUUCAAGGACACGACGGGUGGAAAAGUCACCAAGGCCGCCGAGAAGGCCCAGAAAAAGAAAUAACUAGUUUCCGUAUGCAUGUAUCGCCGGAUGGGCUCCGGCCUUUUGUAGCUGAGGUAGUUUGUCCUCUUUCUUCAUGUCUUUCGUAUAAGAGGAAGUCGUCGUUAUGCUCGCCGUCGUCGAAGACAUUUCCUAUGAAAUUGCAUUCCGUUUGGAAUAACGAGAGCAGGAUCAAUAAUAAAGGGUCGCGACGUUACGGCUUCAACUCGAACGUCCAGAUAAUAACAUCUUUCUCGCGUUUCUUUGGUAUUCGUCUCUUUCGUUUGUCGAAGCGUUCGCUUCGUCACUUCUUCCAUCGUAAAGAAUUUCGUAGGAAAGGUUACGGGGUGUAAUAGGGAGAAAAGAAGAAGAACCAUUUAUCGACUAAAAAAAACAUACUCGCUCCUUUAAUUUGUACGAUUUACAUGAGGUAAGAGGGGUAAACUACGUGAGCUAUCUCGCGAUAACGAUUUCUUUCACGCGAACAUCAAAAGAAUAUCAUAAUUUAGCUCGGCUUAAUUAUAUUUUCUAAUUAUUAUACGGAAUUAAUAAAUCCUAUAUCUGCGAUAUUCGACAAACAUAUUUCAUUAUUAUUCUUUGUCGUCGUUAUUGCUGCUAACCGAGGUAUCAUCGUCAUCCUUUUAUCCGAUAUGCUUCCAUUCUUUUACUCGGGGAAGUCGAUCGAAACUUUGUGUCUCCUUUAUUAUUAAUAUCGUUUCUCUCUUUUCCAAACGGUCUUUUCUUCGUUCGUUUCUUUUUUUUCUAAUUUUUCCCCCUCCCCUUUUCUCUUUUCUUUUUUUCUUUUUUUUUCUUUUUUUUUUUCCUUUUUUUUUUUUUUGUUGUUGAACAACCGCGCGUAUAAGCACAAAGGUAAAAGCUCUCGGAUUCGUUCGAAAUUACGCGGGGAAUAUAUAAUGCAAUAGUAGAUUUGAAUAGAUUUCGUUAGGUGUACGGGACCUGUUCUUUAAUAUUAAUAUUUUUCGAUUAUAUCAGAUUAAUUAAAAGGUCUGAUUGCUCAAGAAGACAUACGUACAUACAUAAAUAACUUUUCUACAAAGGUAUACACAUAUUGCUUUUAUCGAUGACAAUUGUCUUUUUACUCGAUCCACGCGAAUUGUGGUAUUGUGCAGGAGGGCGAUAUCUUUGCAGUAACUCGGCACUUUAACCUGUGACUUUGCAUAACAGAAUUGGUUGAAAACAGUUUUCUGUACAUAUGAAUAACGAUAAUAAUGAGUAGUAAAGGCGAAUAAAGAAGCUACGGAAUCCAA
Messenger RNA from Vespa velutina, 2803 nucleotides. Its product is annotated as elongation factor 1-alpha. The coding region runs from base 171 to 1559 and encodes 462 amino acids. The transcript has 5 exons. The record is from RefSeq and is a predicted model, not a curated record. NCBI's taxonomy places the organism in Eukaryota, Metazoa, Arthropoda, Insecta, Hymenoptera, Vespidae. Gene Ontology annotation, biological process: translation; translational elongation. Gene Ontology annotation, molecular function: GTP binding; GTPase activity; translation elongation factor activity.